Molecule: messenger RNA, 1204 nt
Organism: Caenorhabditis elegans
Lineage: Eukaryota; Metazoa; Nematoda; Chromadorea; Rhabditida; Rhabditidae
Gene: rde-4
Product: DRBM domain-containing protein
Exons: 4
Coding region: 3-1160 (385 amino acids)
Molecular function (GO): RNA binding
Source: RefSeq, marked reviewed
AGAUGGAUUUAACCAAACUAACGUUUGAAAGCGUUUUCGGUGGAUCAGAUGUUCCUAUGAAGCCUUCCCGAUCGGAGGAUAACAAAACGCCAAGAAACAGAACAGAUUUGGAGAUGUUUCUGAAGAAAACUCCCCUCAUGGUACUAGAAGAGGCUGCUAAGGCUGUCUAUCAAAAGACGCCAACUUGGGGCACUGUCGAACUUCCUGAAGGCUUCGAGAUGACGUUGAUUCUGAAUGAAAUUACUGUAAAAGGCCAGGCAACAAGCAAGAAAGCUGCGAGACAAAAGGCUGCUGUUGAAUAUUUACGCAAGGUUGUGGAGAAAGGAAAGCACGAAAUCUUUUUCAUUCCUGGAACAACCAAAGAAGAAGCUCUUUCGAAUAUUGAUCAAAUAUCGGAUAAGGCUGAGGAAUUGAAACGAUCAACUUCAGAUGCUGUUCAGGAUAACGAUAACGAUGAUUCGAUUCCUACAAGUGCUGAAUUUCCACCUGGUAUUUCGCCAACCGAGAAUUGGGUCGGAAAGUUGCAGGAAAAAUCUCAAAAAAGCAAGCUGCAAGCCCCAAUCUAUGAAGAUUCCAAGAAUGAGAGAACCGAGCGUUUCUUGGUUAUAUGCACGAUGUGCAAUCAAAAAACCAGAGGAAUCAGAAGUAAGAAGAAGGACGCAAAGAAUCUUGCAGCAUGGUUGAUGUGGAAAGCGUUGGAAGACGGUAUCGAAUCUCUGGAAUCAUAUGAUAUGGUUGAUGUGAUUGAAAAUUUGGAAGAAGCUGAACAUUUACUCGAAAUUCAGGAUCAAGCAUCCAAGAUUAAAGACAAGCAUUCCGCACUGAUUGAUAUACUCUCGGACAAGAAAAGAUUUUCAGACUACAGCAUGGAUUUCAACGUAUUAUCAGUGAGCACAAUGGGAAUACAUCAGGUGCUAUUGGAAAUCUCGUUCCGGCGUCUAGUUUCUCCAGACCCCGACGAUUUGGAAAUGGGAGCAGAACACACCCAGACUGAAGAAAUUAUGAAGGCUACUGCCGAGAAGGAAAAGCUACGGAAGAAGAAUAUGCCAGAUUCCGGGCCGCUAGUGUUUGCUGGACAUGGUUCAUCGGCGGAAGAGGCUAAACAGUGUGCUUGUAAAUCGGCGAUUAUCCAUUUCAACACCUAUGAUUUCACGGAUUGAAAAUAUUAUUGCGUAUUCCUGAAAAAUGAAGCGUCUGAAUGAUU